Messenger RNA from Caenorhabditis sp. 36 PRJEB53466, 4684 nucleotides. The record is from the annotation of a GenBank genome assembly. Lineage: Eukaryota; Metazoa; Nematoda; Chromadorea; Rhabditida; Rhabditidae.
AUGUUUCAGCUGUGUUUCUCACUAUCGAAAACCCCAGUGCUCAAAAACGAAAAAAGUGACAAGUGGUCUGAAGGUAUCGAAGAGGCUGUGCGUGCGUGUCAACUCACAAGCGCUGUCCGGCCACUGCACCGCGCGGUGGCUUUUGCCUGCUUCCUUUCGGACCUGAGCCAUACACCACUCCUUAUGCGCCCGGGACCUCCCAUCUUCCGACGGAUGGCCCCUGGCGACGCAGCGCUUGGCACGGACGCUCGGUCGCCGAAGACAGCGACACGCACAGGACUCCUCCUCUCACUUCAUCCACACUUGUCUACCGCCAAGAAGCUGGCUCACAGACGCCCGCCACGACGCCCGGUGGUUCCGCAAAAAGCGAGAGCGUAUAUAACAUACGAAGAGGACGGGCUAGCGAUGUGGUCGGCGGGCAGCGCGCGCGUAUCGCUCUCUCCGCGUUGUGUGUACAUGUAGGAAAGAAAGCUAUCAGGCAAAGGGUUGAAAAAUAGCAGGCUGAAGUUUUUCAAUGAUACCUGGAUAAAAUCUUAAGUCAAAUAGUUGCGUAAUUCUUCUUUAUAAGUUUAUUUUAAUUAUUUAUCAUCCUCACGGCAUGGAUGAUAUUGUUUUCGUGCUCUGUUGCAUCAGUAUUGAGUGUUAAAAUCUUCUUUCCGAACCAUUUGUGUUUGAACUUUUUGCACGUUAGGUGAAUGGAUUUUUAAUAUGCAAAAGGUCCAAACACAAAUGAUUUAGAAAUAAGAUUCUCCUAACACUCAAUAUUUCUUAUCCCUGUCUUUCAAAAAAUUAUUAGAUGUUGAGAAAAUGCGUCUUCCUUUACAUAUUUUUCACUUGUUGUCAGUUUUCCAAUUAUGGUCUUAAAAAAAUCUUUAUCAACAUUCGUGUAGGCACUGUUUACUUCAAAAGUAAACGCGCUCUGUUGCAAACGAUAAAAAAAAGAGUUUGUUAUUCCAGCAUUCACAUGAAAAAUUACUGCAAUUCUUAUCACGGCAAUUUUUUUGAACUUUUUUUGCAGGCGACGUAGUGAAAAAAACGCCAGGUCGAUAGUAAACCUCUUUCAUUCGAUGUCACAGCCGAAUGUCUAGUGCACGCACAACGUGUCCUCCACUUUGAUUUUCUCGGUGUGGCAUAUGCGCUCUUUCCCCGCUGUGCGGCCGUUGCGCGUCGCAGUGUACACGGAAAAUCGAUAAUGGCAUUCCACGGCCAGUACCUUCUUUUUUUAAUAGUUCCGUCAUUUUAACUAUUCAUGCGACGAGUUGAAGCAAAUGUGCUGCAAAUCUGCUCAAUUCCAAACAACUAACACAUCGAGUUACUAUGCAACAGUUCCGCUUUCCGCCUGCCGUCUGCAGUCUUCCGUCUUCCGUAAAAAAAAUUUUCUUCCGUCUUCCGGGAUUUGUUCUUCGUACCGUAAACGAGAUAGCUUUUCAGAAGCCAUUCACUAGCCCCGAAGAACGCGAAUUUCCACGGACAGGCACCCAUAUCCAAAAUUUUUGUUGCUUUAGUUAUUUUUUUCAAAAAAAAAACCGGAAAAAAAGUUCUGCAUUGACGUUUUCUUCCGUCUUCCGUUUUCCGUCUUCCGGGAAAAAAAUUAUGUUCUGUCUUCCGUAAAAAAAGUUUUCUUCCAUCUGCCCUCUUCCGUCUUCCGGAUUUCAAAACUCCAUUUCCGCUCAACUCUGCUAUGUAGCCAAUUCAAAUUAGCGAUCCUUCCCGUAGAAUUUAUAUUUUGAUACGUUUUAUGUGUUUCAGGUAGAACAGCCAAAAUGAAACGAUUGGCGAAGGACACUUCCUUUGGUCCAACUAAUGGACUUAAGGAACCGAAACCAGAACCCGAAGACGAUUUGGACUCCUUCAACUUCGCGAAUGUAGGUGUUUUCGCUUUACAAUCAUUAUCUAAUCCUUGUGAUUAAAAUGCUAUGUCUUCAUAAUUUUUCUUAUAUUCAGGGUCACGCGGCCAAUUCUUAUGAGCCUAAAGAAGAACCAGCUGAUGAGACUGCGAUAGGAAACGGGUAUCAGGUAAGCAAACAACGCUGUAAUGUGUAAAAAUGUUAGUUUUCCAGCAAAAAUUCGAAAAUUUGAUUGAUCGCGUUCCGAAAGAAGAUUCAGAAGCGGGAGCAAACCCAUCGUCUGGAUCUGAAAAUUCAGUGAUCAAUACGAGAGACGAACGGUUUGGAAGGGUAUUGGAAUCCGGAAUUAAAGAGGAGCUCAAGUCGGAAACCAUUGAAAGCAGACUGGACAAAGUAGUAAAAGCUGAAGUGCCAGAUGAGGUGAGAUUGCCAAUUGGAUAGUUCGAGCCAAAGAAUUUCCAGGGUCUCGCAUCAGCUUCUAAACCAUUCGAACUUCCCAGAAAUUCCAAGAUACAUGAAAAUUCUUCAGGAGAGAAAAAGCCGAAAGACGAGCCUGUGGAUGUUAGUACUUUUUUCUACAACAUCUUACGCGCAAAAUUGCCUUUAAAUUCCAUACCAGUGGCAAUGCCAAUGGAAUUUUCCAGGAUCCGGCCCGGGCUUUCCGAGGACCGGUCUUGGCCUAGACUUUUGAACCACUUGCAAUGUUCCGACUCUACCGAAACUCUGCAAGCUUCUUAUAUUUGGAUUGAAGUAUAUUGGAUCCAAGUUUCAGACAGAUCGGAUUAUCUGGUCCCGAGAUAUUUAAAGUUUCGGCCAAAAUAGGCCCUCCGACACGGUAUCUUGAGAGUAAAUCAUCCGAUCGGUUUGAAACUUGAACCAAAUUUUGUUAAUCCAAGUUUAAAAAGCGUGCAGAGUUUUGAGUCCGUUCGGAAAAUUUCAAUUAGUUUAAAAGUCCAGGCCAAAGCCAGCGUAAUCCAGUGUGAUCUCGUUCUCUAAAGAAGUAUCAUCGUGUUUUUCCAGGUUCCUCCGCCGGUGCCGGUACCCAUGUGGAGGCCAAAUGUCCGGUCGCUUGCAGAUUUGGUCGAUAAUGAGGACGUCAGUGAUAACGACGAUAUCGGCCUGGGCAAUUCGAUACUGUUUGAUAGAUACAGAAAAAUCAAGAAGAAACCAUCUCGUGGGCCUCUCGUUCGCUCUGUCGCCAGAAAUUCCUCAACUGACGAAGAAAAUGGUAUGUUCACUGAUAAGCAAAAAUCAUAAAAAAUAAAUCAAAAUAAAAAAUGAUGUUAAUAACACUUCAUAAUUAUCCCCACUUUCUAGGUGGCAUUUUUAAAACAAAUUCAACAUUUUUUGAAAAUGUGCAAUUAUAUCGUCUAGUUCUUCUAUCAUUUUGUGGGAUUCCUAGCACUGGUUAUCAUCUGGAAAUCCCAUGUCGGUGUCACUUUGGUUAGGGAAAAACCCGGAAAUAGAGCAGUUUUGUAUAGUAUCUAGCCACUUCGAACAGAAAAUUGCGAUUACAGACUUCUACGAAAAUAACAUAAGUGAUGAUGAAGGCGACAAUGAUGAUGAUGAACCGCAGGCGCAAGGACAAAAAAAACCGAUGUCACAUUACAAGUACAGAGCGUACUUUAAUCAGGAAUACGUGAAGAAUGUUCAUCCAUCCAUACAAGACAUGCUGAAAAUGGCGGAACAUUGCGGAGUCAGAUACCGUACAGUCUGGGAGAGCUACGUCGAAAAACGAGCAAGGCAGCGGGUGAAGUGUCAGAAAGACGACCAUUGCACGAAGAUUUCGCUGUUUUUCCUUCGAGAAAAGGAGAAUAUGGCCUAUGCAAAAAUUGAUGAUGCCGUGAGGAGUGUGCUGGAAGAUGAAAUUGAAACGCAUCUUCUUUCUCGCAAAAGAUUCAGCUUGGGUUAUGUUCACUUGGUGAGUGUUCGUUAGUCAUUUCAUUAACGUGUAAGAAGCCCAAACACACGGGGGGAAAGAAGAUUCUUCUAACACUCAAUAAUUAUACAAUCAUUUCAGAUAAUGGAAAAAACAGACUUGGCACCCUCUUUCAUUCGUGGUCAGUACGAAGGUUGGAAGAAGAAACUGCUCACAAAAGACCGUGACGACUACAGAAUCAAAGAUUGGAAAAGGGAAAAUGAAACGACAAACAACAUGUUUUCGAUUGAAACGUUACGUAGAUUGGAAGAAGCGUAUCUGAAGAAAAAGUAUCAGAGCACGUACAAAGAUUGGGUCCCGAAGGAGGUCAAGGAACUUGCUGAUCAGCUUGGACUCGAAGAAAAGCACGUGUCCAACUGGAUGGAGAAGAGAAGCGGAGCUGUGCUCGGUCUACAACACGAUAUCAUCGAGUAUAGACGGGCAAAAACUGCAAGUAAGAAUGCGGCCAAAGGAAGAAAAUUACCAAUCCACAAAACCAAUGUUCUAAUCGCUGAGUUUGAAAAGAACGACCGUCCGGGUCAGGAGAUACGGAUUGAAUUGGCGAAGCGGCUGAAUUUAAGCGAGCAGCAGGUCAGAAAUUAUUUUAAUAAGAGGCGUAUCAAACUGAGGCGUGACGAAGAGUGGGCAGAGGCCCGGAAAGUGAUCACAAAAAUACCACGAAAGAAGUUCGAGAUUCUGGACAAAAUAGCAGCUGAAAAAAAGAAAUCGCCUACUGAGUACAUGGUGGUGAGUUCAGCUGUUUAUCAUAAUCUUUACGGAACGGACAAAAUAAUUUCAGAUUGCCGAAAAACUUGAAUUGUCCUAUGACACGCUGUGUAAUUACAUCGACUGGCGGAAGUCGUUAACGGUUCCCGCAAAUAAGGUUCCAUUGAAACAACCGGUCAAAAUGGAAAAAUAA